Molecule: messenger RNA, 1415 nt
Organism: Chrysoperla carnea
Lineage: Eukaryota; Metazoa; Arthropoda; Insecta; Neuroptera; Chrysopidae
Gene: Aven
Exons: 4
Coding region: 169-1119 (316 amino acids)
Biological process (GO): negative regulation of G2/M transition of mitotic cell cycle
Source: RefSeq, a predicted model, not a curated record
AGCAUUAGCAUAAAUUUGGUUAGAAUAGAAUAUUUACGUUGAUUGGUAAUUUAAGUUUUGUGUCCAUAACCUAGUGUGCAUUUUUGUUUGUAAAAUAUGAUUUAAGUUGUUGAUUUUAUUUAAAUAAUUAAUAAACAAUUUUUAAGAUAAAUUUUUUAGCUUUAAAUUAUGAAUAAAUCCAAUAAAAAACGAGAAAAUAAGAGCUCAAAAGAUUCUAAAUCUACAGAAGGGAAUCCUAAAGACCAACGUGAACGGAAACCAAGACCAGUAAUUCCAACAAACGUCACUAUAAAUCCAAAAAAUGAAACAGUUGAAGUUGACUUUUCAAAUCUUAAAAAAGAAACUGACGAAAUAAAGAGAUUAACCGAGCCGUCGAAAUAUUCAAAACGAGAAAUUUCUAGUAAUUGGUCGAGAUAUGAAAAAAAUGAAUAUGAAGAUGAAUUUACUUCAGCGGCUGAUUUUUCUUCACUAUUGCAAGCUCCAGUAUCCGGCGGUGGCCAUUUUCAAUUUAAAUCAGAAAAACAUUGGGAUGAAAAAAUUAAAUCGCACUAUAGUGAAUAUUUUUCUUUAAAUUUAAAAACAAUUAAUGAUGGUAUUUUAAGUAUCCCAUUUUAUGAGAGGCAUUGUAUUAAUUCUGCUUUAUUAAAUGAUAAUCAAAUUAUUCAUAUGAAUAAUGAUGCACUACGUUAUCAAAAUAAAUUAAAUAUUAAUGAAAAGAAAAAAUCAAAACAAGCUGCGACUACAGAAACAACAGCUGAUAAAGGCAUAAUAAUUAGUGAUCAAUCAAUUGAAGACGAUCAGUUGAAUAAUGAUAACAAAGAUGAAUUUGUAGAUAUUGAUGAAAUUGCAGAAAAAUUUGUUCAUAAAGUUAAUACAUUACUAAAUGUUGAUGAUUUAUUAGAAUUAACUGAAGAUUCAAAGUCAAUUGAUCAAGAAAAUAAUGAAUUAAAAAUUAAACAACACGAUAUAUCGGAGCCAAACUAUAUUGACGACAAUUCGAUAAUGGGUAACGUUACGGAGAGAAAUUUUCAUGAAGAACCUGCCUGUAAAGAACCCAAAAAGAUGACCAAUACAACUGUAGAUCUGGAACAAUGGUUGGACAAUAUAUUAGAUGAUUAAAAUUAAUUCAUUUCAGCACAUUUUUCGUGUAAAAUUAUUCUAUUAAUAAAUUAUUAUAAUAUAAUUAAGUUGUUAUUUGUGGUAAAAUAAACUUGAAGAUUUGGUGAAAUUGUGCGGAAAAGAUGAUUUUGGAUUGUGGCACGUUACUAAACAGCAACGGGGACACUACGAUUAUCGAUAAAACCUGACGGUUUCGGAUUAGUAGGAUUGUAUAAAAAAAUACAUGUGUAUAUUUUUCGGACUGAAUAAAAGACGGUUUUAUAUUUUGCUAAAAAUUCGAAUAAAUCAUAUGUAAC